AUGAGAACGGUGAACACAUGUCGAAGGUGGGUGUGUUUUUACCUUGGCCUGUUCAGCACCCUUUCAGGCUCAGGCUGAGACGGUCUGACCCAGCGCCUGACGUGCUCUAAAGUUGUGUCUGUCUUUCGUGUGGUUCUUGGGUGGAAGGGCAGAGGAAGUAUGUCCACGACUCCAUUUGAGUGUCUUCAGGCUUGCUUGUUGCUCGCUUUGGGAGUAAACCUGAUCUUCUUAAUUCCCCCAGAUAUUAGUAGGCAGGACGAGGCGGAGGGAGAACUCAGUGAAGGAGAACACUGGUAUGGGAACUCUUCAGAGACGCCGUCGGAAGCAUCCUAUGGAGAAGUCCAGGAGAACUAUAAGCUGUCCCUGGAGGACCGGAUCCAGGAGCAGUCCACUUCCCCCGACACCUCCUUGGGAAGCGGAACCCCCAGCAGUCACACGUUGGAGCUGGUGGCACUUGACGGUGAGGUCCUGCGAGACCCACUGCAGUGUCCAGAUCACCUCUCCCCCGGCGUGUCUUCUCUGUGUGAUGAUGAUCCCGCGGGCUCCACCAAGCCCUUGAGCAGCAACUUGAGGCGGCUGCUGGAGGCCGGGUCCCUCAAACUCGAUGCCACGGCCACGGCCAACGGCAGGGUGGAGUCCCCUGUCAACGUCGGCUCGAAUCUCUCCUUUUCCCCACCGUCCCACCAUGCCCAGCAGCUCAGCGUGCUGGCCAGGAAGUUGGCUGAGAAGCAGGAACAGAAUGACCAAUACACUCCAAGUAACCGUUUCAUAUGGAAUCAAGGUAAGUGGUUGCCAAACUCAACCACCACCUGCGGCCUGUCCCCGGAUUCAGCCAUCCUCAAACUGAAAGCUGCAGCCAAUGCUGUUCUGCAGGACAAAUCGCUGACCAGGACGGAGGAGACCAUGCGAUUUGAGUCCUUUUCCUCCCCUUUCAGCUCCCAGUCUGCCAGCUCCACCCUGGCAGCUUUAUCCAAGAAAGUCAGCGAGAGAAGCUUGACUCCUGGCCAGGAACACCCGCCCCCGGCCAGCUCUUUCCUUUCCCUGGCUUCCAUGACCUCCUCGGCGGCCCUUCUGAAAGAGGUCGCAGCAAGGGCUGCUGGGACCCUUCUGGCUGAGAAAUCAUCACUGGUGCCUGAGGACCCUCUCCCGCCACCGCCUUCAGAGAAGAAACAAGACAAAGUGACCCCGCCGCCACCUCCGCCACAAUCCUUGGAAUUAUUGUUACUCCCAGUUCCUAAGGGAAGAGUGUCUAAACCCUCCAACUCAGCCUCAGAAGAGGAAAGCGGAAAGCCUUUCCAGUGCCCCAUAUGUGGUUUGGUUAUAAAAAGGAAGAGUUACUGGAAGCGGCACAUGGUGAUUCACACAGGUUUAAAAAGCCAUCAGUGUCCGCUCUGUCCAUUCCGGUGUGCUCGCAAGGACAAUCUCAAAUCCCACAUGAAGGUUCAUCAGCACCAGGACCGGGGAGAGACCUUUCAGUGCCAGCUCUGCCCUUUCACUUCCUCCCGUCACUUCAGCCUGAAACUCCACAUGCGUUGCCAUCAGCACUUCCUGAGGACAGAAGCCAAGGUGAAGGAGGAGAUCCCAGACCCCGAUGUCAAGGGAUCUCCCCACCUCAGUGACAGUGCCUGCCUGGGGCAGCAAAGGGAAGGAGGAGGGACAGAGCUAGUGGGGGCCAUGAUGAAGUCCAGCACUCCAGAGAGGACUAGCCAGGGUGGGGCUGGCGUCUCGCCUUUGCUGGUGAAGGAGGAGCCCAAGGAAGAUAAUGGCCUGCCAACCUCCUUUACUCUGAAUGCUACCGACAGGCCGGCCAACCACACGAAGCUGAGAGAGCCCUCCGAGUAUGCAGCCAACAGUGCGUCCGCAUUGUUCAGCCAGGACAUCUCUGUUAAGAUGGCGUCUGAUUUUCUCAUGAAGCUGUCAGCUGCAAAUCAGAAGGAGCCCAUGAAUCUUAAUUUUAAAGUGAAAGAGGAGCCUAAGGAAGAGGAGGCUCUAAGUGCCACGCUGCCUCGGUCCAACUAUGUGUUCAGCCCCGAGUCUGAAGUGCCAGCCCCAAGCAUCUCUGAGGACACACUUAAGCCCCAGGAAGCAAAGGGCAACGUACUAAGGCGGGAUAUGUCAGUCAAAGCAGCAUCUGAACUUCUCAUGAAACUAUCAGCGGAAAGCUACAAGGACACUCAGACGGUGAAGAUUAAAGAGGAACCCAUGGAGGUGGACAUCCAGGACUCGCAGGCCUCAAUAUCACCCAGCCGCAGUGUUGGCUAUAGCACUUUAAUUGGGCGAGAGAAAACUGAACCCUUACAGAAGAUGCAAGAAGGCAGAGUGCCCCCAGAGAGAAACCUCUUCAGUCAGGACAUCUCUGUGAAGAUGGCUUCUGAGCUUCUUUUUCAACUGUCAGAGAAGGUGAGCAAAGAGCACACUCACACGAAAGAAAACACCAUCCGGACGACCACCAGCCCUUUCUUUUCAGAAGAUACAUUUAGACAAUCACCAUUCACCUCCAAUUCAAAAGACCUGCUGCCCAGUGAAUCUGUGCUUCACGGAAGAAUAUCAGCUCCAGAAACAGAAAAGAUAGUCCUCGAGGCAGGAAAUGGGUUGCCCUCUUGGAAAUUCAACGACCAGCUUUUUCCCUGUGACGUGUGUGGGAAAGUAUUUGGCCGACAGCAGACAUUGUCCCGACAUCUGUCUCUGCACACAGAGGAAAGAAAAUACAAAUGCCACUUGUGCCCCUAUGCUGCUAAGUGCCGUGCAAACCUGAACCAGCACCUGACCGUCCAUUCGGUGAAGCUGGUGAGUACGGACACCGAGGACAUCGUCAGCGCCGUCACCUCUGAAGGCAGUGAUGGAAAGAAGCACCCUUAUUAUUACAGCUGUCACGUGUGCGGAUUUGAGACGGAGCUCAACGUCCAGUUUGUCAGCCACAUGUCACUCCACGUGGACAAGGAGCAGUGGAUGUUUUCCAUCUGCUGUACGGCCUGCGACUUCGUCACCAUGGAGGAGACGGAGAUAAAGGCGCACAUCGGCACCAAGCACACAGGGGAAGACAGAAAGACCCCCAGUGAAUCAAACAGCCCCUCUUCGUCCUCCCUCUCAGCUCUGAGUGAUUCAGCCAACAGCAAAGACGACUCAGACAGCUCCCAGAAAAACAAGAGCGGAAACAACCUGCUGGUCAUCUCUGUCGUGCCUGGGAGCCAGCCCUCACUGAAUAGUGAGGAAAAGCCAGAGAAAGGGUUCGAAUGCGUUUUUUGCAACUUUGUCUGCAAGACGAAGAACAUGUUUGAGCGCCAUCUGCAGAUCCACCUCAUCACCCGGAUGUUUGAGUGUGACGUGUGCCACAAGUUCAUGAAGACCCCCGAACAGCUGCUGGAGCAUAAGAAAUGCCACACUGUCCCCACCGGUGGGCUCAAGUGCCCAUUCUGCAUUUAUUCCACCAACCGCCCCGCCGCCAUGGAGUGCCACCUCAAGACCCACUACAAGAUGGAGUACAAGUGCCGGAUCUGCCAGACGGUGAAGGCCAACCAGCUGGAGCUGGAGACGCACACCCGCGAGCAUCGCCUCGGCAACCACUACAAGUGCGACCAGUGCGGCUACCUAUCCAAGACCGCCAACAAGCUCAUCGAGCACGUGCGCGUGCACACCGGGGAGCGGCCCUUCCACUGUGACCAGUGCAGCUACAGCUGCAAACGCAAGGACAAUCUCAACCUGCACAAGAAGCUGAAGCACGCCCCGCGCCAGACCUUCAGCUGCGAAGAGUGCCUGUUCAAGACCACUCACCCCUUCGUCUUCAGCCGCCACGUCAAGAAGCACCAGAGCGCGGACAGCCCCGAGGAGGACAGGAAGGGCCCGGCUCCGGCCCCCAAGGAAGCCGCCGGCCCCGGGGCCCCGCUCCUCGUGGUGGGGAGCGCCCGCCACCUCCUGUCUCCCCUGUCGGUCAUGUCGGCCUCCCAGGCUCUGCAGACCGUGGCCCUGUCGGCCGCCCACGGCGGUGUCGGCGGCGACGGCGGCGGCUCCGAGCCCAACCUGGCACUCAAGGCCCUGCCCUUGAAUGGCUCCCCUUUGCGCUUUGACAAGUACCGGAACUCGGAUUUCGCCCAUCUCAUUCCCUUGACGAUGUUAUACCCCAAGAACCAGUUGGAUCUCACAUUCCACCCUCCCCGACCUCAGACUGCGCCGCCCAGCAUCCCGUCCCCCAAACACUCCUUCCUCGCCUAUCUCGGGCUGAGAGAGAGAGCCGAGACUGUCUGAGGGCAGCCGGGCUCCGUACCAAAAACCAAGAGACAGAGACAAACACACAAAACUCACAAAACUUAAACACAACCCCAGCAGGUGUACGUUGCUGCAAAACCUACAGACCCGCCCGGGUCUGACCACGUGUACUGUAUAUCUUUAGUGAGGGAUAGAGAAUUGGCUCUGUGUGUAUACCUAUUGCAUUGACCUGAAAGCUGCUUUAUCCAAUCUUCAGAGAGGUGACCGACUGCAUCCGUCUACCUUCAGAGGCAUGCCUCCCCAGCCGCACACUCCCACCCUCAGCCCUUCUUCGUACUUUGAAAGGAAAUUCGUCUCGUUAAACCCUAAACAGAGUGUCCUUAAUAGCAGUCAGCACUUGUAAGCUUCUGUACCGGUGCAUUUUGUUUUCUGUUGGGUGAAUGGGGCGUGUGGGCGUUUGUGGAUUUGGAAAGAGACAGCCGUGUGUCGUGUGCCAUAACAUCUGCGCAUUCUUCGUACUGGCUUCUUUCACAGGGAUGAACGUUCUUUGCCCUCCUGGGCUGUUCAUCCACUACAGUCGCUCCCCGAGCUCCUUCAUUACCUUUCCCUCUCUAUUUUGUGGCUACAGAGUGGUAGGGCCUGGUGCUUAGGCGAUGAAGGAAUGGUAGACAUCUCAGUGCUGCCUGAGAUUUCCGACAGAGUCCUGGAGACCUUGUGCUUGCAUCUCUGGUUAUGAAGAUGCGAGCAGUUGAGAGCCCCGUCUGGAAGAAAUAGCUUGCAGCACUGCAGCCAACAUCACAAAACUUAAGUGUGUUUUGUGUGUAUGUCCAUACGUAUGCAGUGUGUAUGGUACACACACACACAGUGCAUCAUUUUUUUAAGGGCAGAUUAUAUAUAUAUAUAUGUAUGUGAUGUAUUAAGUCAGUGGUUACCAUUUGUUUGCAGGAAACGAAAAAUUGUAUGAGUGAAAAAUUUUAUGGUUGAUAAAUCCAGCCAAGGAGAUUAAAAGGGGUUUGGAUAAAUUCUGGGUAUAAAUGCUCAGACUAAAAAAGAAAUGGCAGUUUUGCACAGCGCUUUUGGUCUUGCACUAGUUUUUGUUUCUCAUCUGCAAAAAAGAAAAGUAAAAUAAAAGGAAGAAAAUGUACCUUUUUUAUGGAAAGAGUAGACUGUAUGUUUGAAACUUUUGUCAUAACCUCUUUGACAUGUAACGACCCAACGAAAAGGUGCUGUUUUGUCCUACCGUUCAGUUUAUGCCCCUGAGACGUUUCCAUUGUGUUUGCAGAUCGUCAGGCUACAGCGGUAUCCUCCAUGUUAUUAAUAAUUAUGUAUUCCAUUUUGUUAACACCUGGUAGAUAUAACCUGCUAGGAAGCUAACUUUAUACUUAUUUAAAGCUCUUAUUUUGUGGUCAUUAAAAUGGCAACUUAUGUGCAGCACUUUAUUGCAGCAAGAAGCAGAUAUGGAUUUGGUUGUACAGCCCUUUGCCAUUCUUAAAAAGUAAUGGGUGUAGGGCUUCCCCGGUGGCGCAGUGGUUGCGCGUCCGCCUGCCGAUGCAGGGGACAGGGGUUCGUGCCCCGGUCCGGGAAGAUCCCACGUGCCGCGGAGCGGCUGGGCCCGUGAGCCGUGGCCGCUGAGCCUGCGCGUCCGGAGCCUGUGCUCCGCAACGGGAGAGGCCACAACAGAGGGAGGCCCGCGUACCACAAAAAAAAAAAAAAAAAAAAGUAAUGGGUGAUUUAAAAAGAAGAAAAGGAAAAGAAUCUUUGGCUAAACAUGUCAAUGGCUUGUAUUUUUGAAGACAACAGAAUUUCCAGUGUGAAACAGGCUGAAGAGCAGGAAGAAAUGUGCUUUGUAUAAUAAUGAGAAGUUUGGAAUAUAAAAGUUUAUAUAUUAUUUAUCUAUUGAAGAACUGGUGUACAGGAGGAAUGCUUUCUUACUGCGUUGCUGUUUUCCAUCAUGUGUUAUCCUGGGGUUGGGAUUUUUUUUUUUUUUCAUCUAUUCCACCGGGGGAAAAUAAAAGCAUCCCUAAUUUUCUUCCUCUAGUCAGUUUGCUUCACUGAAAGCUCCCCUUGACAUUGGUACCGUUCUACAGGAGUCCAGAAGCCUGUACCUUCUGUCCACACCAUGGUCCUCCCCUAUACCCACCCUUCCUCCCCCAGACCUAGCAGGUGUGCUACACUUCCCUUGCCAGUCAUCCAGCCCUGGCAAACCUGUUUACACUAAGGAGAUGUCUCCAGGGGCAGGGAGGCUGAGCCAGCUAGGGCAGGAAGCUCCCGCACCCCGGGUCAUCUUCCAGCAGAGACGUCUGUUCUUGGCCACGUUUGAAACGUCAUUCAACGUCGCCAUAGCAAAGUCUCAGUAAAAGACACUAUAGACAGUUACGGACAAUACACUCCAAGAAUACUGGGCUUAUGGGUGGAUUGGGGUUUUUUUAAGUCACGUCUUUUUCCCCAUAUAAUGGAGAAUGUGCCACCUGGCUAAUCAUGUGCUUUCACAAUUACAAGUUCAGUGAUGACAGGAAAGAGGGCCAGGGUGAUCCCACAGAGGCUGGCAGAAGGGCGAAUCCCACGUGAGCACCAGCAGGUUAAAAACCUGAAGGGUGGGGCUUCCCUGGUGGCGCAGUGGUUGAGAGUCCGCCUGCCGAUGCAGGGGACGCGGGAUCGUGCCCCGGUCCGGGAAGAUCCCACAUGCCGCGGAGCGGCUGGGCCCUUGAGCCAUGGCCGCUGGGCCUGCGCGUCCGGAGCCUGUGCUCCACGACGGGAGAGGCCGCAGCAGUGAGAGGCCCGCGUACCGCAAAACAAAAAAACCUGAAGGGUGGCCCUGACAAUUCAAACUGCGGAUUUUACAGCAUGCCACUUGUGCAAUACGAGGUCCUAGGGUGAAACUUUCAAGAUCAAGAAGGGUGUUGGAAGGAGACAAUUACCGCUCAGAUGCUUGCCACUGAACUUGUAUUUGAAUGACUUAGUCAUGCUUAAUGUAAUUGGGCAACUUUUUUAGCACUUUGGAAAGAGUCAUCAAUCUUUCUGGUAAAUUAUAAAAGUUUUCUGAGUGAGAAAAGGUGUGUUUGGAGUUUGUUUGACUUUUUAUAUUAUUAUUAUUGUUAUUAAUAAAGAAAAAUCUACAGCAUUUUUCAGACUCCACCGAAGUAAUAUGUACCCCUGAAUUUGGUUUGCAGUUUGAUACUCAGGGAAGGAUGUAUUCCAUAGAUAUCCUUUCCGUGUAGAACACUAAUGUCUUUGAGAUAGUCACCUGCCAACUAACUUCAAUUCUGUUUUCACUAUGCAUUCUUCAAUGAAAGCUAGCUUAUUUUUCCAUAUAGUAAUGCAGUUAGAGCUCUCAGCACUUUCUUCUCUCCUUUUUUUAACUCCUCAUAUUAUGUUCAGAUGAUCAUACUGUCAAGGUUUAUGUACAUUACUGAAAAUUUGUAUUGUAUAAAGCUUUUUGCAUUACAAGGCUGUACAGGGUCAUUUUGACAGUAACUGGUAUAUUCCUUUGCAUCUUAUGUUGCAUUGCCAAUUUCUAGUGUAUCCAGUUUGGAAGUAUAAUAUACUCUAAUUAAAAAAAAAAAAAAG
Messenger RNA from Physeter macrocephalus (sperm whale), 7770 nucleotides. It is a transcript of the gene ZNF827, whose product is annotated as zinc finger protein 827. Gene Ontology annotation, biological process: positive regulation of transcription by RNA polymerase II. Gene Ontology annotation, cellular component: nucleus. The record is from RefSeq and is a predicted model, not a curated record. NCBI's taxonomy places the organism in Eukaryota, Metazoa, Chordata, Mammalia, Artiodactyla, Physeteridae.